AUGUACUAUGAUUGUCGAUAUUUGUCCGCGUGUGAAGCGACAUGGCGAAUAUUUUCAUUUGACGUUAAUUACAGACAACCAUCUGUUCAACGGCUUAGUUUUCACUUGGAAAAUGAACAGUCUGUGAUAUAUGGCGAUGACGAUGAUCUUCAAGAUGUCAUUGAGAACCCAAUCAUUCAUAGAACUAAAUUCUUGGCAUGGUUUGAGGCAAAAAGAAAAUAUUCUGAAGCCAGGAACUUAACAUACAGUCAGUUUCCUGCAAAAUUUAUGUGGAAUGCAAGGAAACAUAUAUGGACUCCACGGAAGCAAGGGUUUGCGGUUGGCAGGAUUCAUUUUGUUCCUCCUAGAUCAGGAGAAAUGUUUUAUCUCAGGACAUUACUAAACUAUGUCAAAGGGCCAACAUCGUUUGAUGAUAUAAAGACAGUUGAUGGUGUCAAGAAGGAUAAUUUCAAGGAUGCGUGUUAUGUUUUGGGCUUGCUUGAAGAUGACAAGGAAUUCAUUGAUGCAAUUAUUGAAGCAAGCCAUUGGGAAACAGGGACCUUUUUGCGCAAUUUGUUUGUAUCAUUGUUGGUAGCAAAGCAAAUUUUUAGGCCAUCUGUUGUUUGGGAAAACACAUGGGAACACUUUACAGAAGACAUUUUAUAUAAACAAAGAAGAAUCCUCCAAUUUAGUGUGUUCUCAUAUAUCGUCUAUGUUUAUUUUAUUGGAUGUGCAAAUUUGGUGCUUACCCCGGAUCAAUUGCGAGCAUAUGCUCUAGCUGAAAUUGAGCUGUCUUUACAAGGUCAUGGGAAAAGUAUUGAAAAUUACCCAAAGAUGCCUCAACCAGAUAGAUCUUUGGUUCCGGAGAUUGACAACAAGUUGAUUCAUGAAGAGUUGAAUUACAAUAGACCUGUUUUGAAACAGGAGCAUCAUAAACUUAUGUCAACAAUGACCACAGAACAGAGAAAGUUGUAUUGGGUGGAGAUUUCCGGCAGAUUGGGUGGAGAUUUUCGUCAUAUACUUCCUGUAAUACCCAAAGGUAACAGACAAGAUAUUGUGCAUGCUGCAAUAAAUUCAUCAUAUUUAUGGGAUUUCUGCGAGGUUCUUACACUUACAACUAAUUUGAGACUUAUAUCUGCUGGUUCUGAUGUUGAUGUUUCUGAAAGAAUAUCAUUUGCAGAGUGGAUCUUGGCAAUUGGUGACGGGACUAUUGGUGAUAGUAGUGAUGUUGACAUUGCAAUCACUGUUCCCGAUGAUUUGCUUAUUCCAAGUCACGGUGAUCCUCUUGCAGCUAUUGUUUAUAGCACAGGUCCAAACCUCUUCAAUAAUAUUCAUGAUCCUUCCUUUUUCACAAACAGAGCUAUAUUAGCUCCAACCAAUCCCAUCGUUGAUGUAAUCAAUCAGUAUGUUUUAGAUUUGAUGCCUGGUGAGGAUAGGACUUAUCUAAGUUGCGAUUCACCAUGUGUUGCUAACUCCACUCGUGCUGGUCUAAGUGAUGUGCAUACUCCUGAAUUUUUAAAUACAAUAACUACUUCUGGUCUUCCAAAUCAUAUUCUGAGAUUGAAAGUAGGAGUUCCUGUCAUGUUGUUGAGAAAUAUUGACCAAAAUUUAGGAUUAUGUAAUGGAACCCGGUUGAUAAUUACAAAGAUGGGGACUUAUGUUUUGGAAGCAGUAGUGACAUCCGGAAGCAACAUUGGUGACAAAGUUUUCAUUCCCCAGUUAUCAUUGACACCUUCUGAUAAACGAAUUCCUUUCAGUUUUCAACGACGACAAUUUCCUCUUGCAGUUUCUUUUGCUAUGACUAUUAACAAAAGUCAGGGGCAAUCUCUUAAUCAUGUUGGUGUUUAUCUUCCGCAAUUAGUUUUUUCUCAUGGCCAACUCUAUGUUGUUGUGUCAAGGGUUACCUCCAAGAGUGGUUUAAAAAUCCUCAUAACCGAUGAAGAUGGUGCAUAUACACAUGUGACGUCCAACGUUGUUUACAAAGAGGUUUUCCAUAAUGUUCGAUGA
This is a messenger RNA of Medicago truncatula (barrel medic), 1986 nucleotides long. RefSeq lists its product as uncharacterized. Gene Ontology annotation, molecular function: DNA helicase activity. The transcript is spliced from 3 exons. The coding region runs from base 1 to 1986 and encodes 661 amino acids. The record is from RefSeq and is a predicted model, not a curated record. NCBI's taxonomy places the organism in Eukaryota, Viridiplantae, Streptophyta, Magnoliopsida, Fabales, Fabaceae. Gene Ontology annotation, biological process: telomere maintenance; DNA repair.